GGGCAACCGCAGUGAACUUCUGAGUCGUCGCUGAGCUCCUCGUCGCUCAGUCCCCGGGACAGCGCUGCAAGCGCAGACUGCAGCAAAGCCUUGUUCACCCUGCACCAUUCUAGACCUGGAGGUGGCUGAUGGAAGCCGUGGUGAGAGCUACAGGUUAAAAUGUGUGCUGCGGUAACAGGUGUCUGCAGACGUCCGUGUCUUACUUUGAAGAUUAUUGUUUGUCCCGCAGUUCCAUCUGAAUCUUUAGAAGUGAAAAAGCAGUCUUUCCUGAGUACACUCGGGGCAGGGAACUAGUUGUGCUAACAGGUGCUGGACUCGGAGCGAUUCACGAGACGGAAGAGCGUCCCAGGGCUCCCGGGCCAGCGAGGUCAGCAGUCUCCGCUCUGCCUGCUGCAGCCGAACACAAAGACCUGGAGGAGACUCCCACCUCCUUCGGGGAGAAGAAAGGAGGCGGCGAAGCAGAUUAAAGGAACUUGUGGCUGGUGGCCUUUCGGCGCGGGGCUGCCCGUCGGCGGGGGAAGUGGCUUCCAGCCCCGGGGCGGGUCAUGAGCUGUGAGAUGAGGCGCUGCUGCCGCCGCCGCCGCCGCAGCUGCUGACGCUCAGGUUCCGGGACCGUCCGCCGCCCUUUGUGCUCCACGCACAUGUGUCUGUUCAGCGCAUCCGGAGGCGCCCAGAAGAGCAUCCACCACGGCCGCCGGGGAGAGACCGCCCGCCAUGCCCACGGAGAGCCUACAGACAGGUAGCAUGGUCAAGCCGGUCAGCCCCGCCGGCACCUUCACGUCGGCCGUGCCCCUGCGCAUCCUCAACAAGGGGCCCGACUACUUUCGCCGGCAGGCCGAGCCCAACCCCAAAAGACUCAGCGCCGUGGAGAGGCUGGAGGCCGACAAGGCCAAGUACGUCAAGAGCCAGGAGGUCAUCAACGCCAAGCAGGAGCCCGUGAAGCCGGCCGUGCUGGCCAAGCCCCCGGUGUGCCCGGCCGCCAAGCGCGCGCUCGGCAGCCCCACGCUCAAGGUGUUCGGCGGCGGCGCCAAGACGGAGGGCGGCGCGCAGCGGGAGAGCCUCAAGCUGGAGAUCCUCAAGAACAUCAUCAACAGCUCCGAGGGCUCGAGCGCGGGCUCGGCGCACAAGCACGGCGCGCGGAACUGGCCGGCGCCGCGGGCCGACGCGGCCGAGCUGCACCGGCACUCCUUCGCCGAGUCGCUGCGGGUCUACCCGAGCACGCCGGGCCGCGGCAGCCCGCAGGAGGGCGGCUCGCACGUGGGCCGCCGGCUGCUCGAGCCGGCCGCCGACGCCUUCCUGCACGUGUCGCACAGCUCCUCGGACAUCCGCAAGGUGACCAGCGUCAAGCCCCUGAAGGCGAUCCCCUGCAGCAGCUCCGCCCCGCCCCUGCCGCCCAAGCCCAAGGUCGCUGCCCUCGCCGCCGCCGCCGCCGCCGGCGCCGGCAAGUCCCCCGAGGCCGAGGCGCUGGAGCCGGCCUGCGGGGUCAGCAGGAGACCCUCGCUCCAGCGGUCCAAGUCGGACUUGAGCGACAGGUACUUCCGCGUGGACGCCGACGUGGAGCGGUUCUUCAACUACUGCGGGCUGGACCCCGAAGAGCUGGAGAACCUGGGCAUGGAGAACUUCGCCAGGGCCAACUCCGACAUCAUAUCCCUCAACUUCCGCAGCGCCAGCAUGAUCAGCUCAGACUGUGAACAGUCUCAGGACAGUAACAGUGACCUUAGAAAUGAUGACAGUGCCAAUGACCGGGUGCCCUACGGCAUUUCUGCCAUCGAGAGAAAUGCCAGGAUCAUCAAAUGGUUGUAUAGCAUCAAACAGGCUAGAGAAUCCCAGAAGGUCUCCCACGUGUAAGAUGAAAGGGCGCGCAGCGGAGGGAGGGGGGGUCUCUGUGCACCCGCAGUCGUGAAGGUUGUGAGGUCUCCUUGCAGUGUUGUGAGCUUCGCCGCUCUCUUUGUGUUGCUUGUUGUGCAAUGUCUUUCAAGUUGCAUGCCUGCCAACAUGGGGCCUCACCUGGCUUCCACGUCCACCAUCGCCGCAGAGCCUGGCUGAGCACACCGUCAUCUGCCAGAAGUUUCCGGCCAGAUGCUAAUUAGGGCUUCAAUCUUCAGCAGAACUGUUUACACGAAAACGGUAUACAACUUAAAUAUUUAUGUGGUCCUUUGUGUUUUUAUAUCCCGCGCUAUUGUGUCUUAAUUAAAAGUUUUAUCAACUGGCUUUUAAGUUGAGAGUAGCAUCUUUUUGAAAUAAAAAGCCAAUAAUGCCAACCUGUGAGACCGAAAAGACGGGAAGAUGAGGGGGCUCUGCUGCCCAGCGGAGAUAGUGACUGACGGAGAGAGCCAGGCGAGGCUCUCAGAGGAAGAGAGCGAUGUUAGCCAUUUACCUGUUGAAGGUGUCUGGCCACUUAAGAGACGGCGGGGGCAACAAUGCUACGUCAGUUUUGUGUCCUAUUCGGUGUGUAAAUGUGCGUGGUUCUGUGUAAUCCUGACCCCAAGGAAAGACAAUCAGAGGCCAUGAAGGUGAUUAAAUCAGAUUGGGUGUUGGGCGAGGCUGAUAACUGUUCUUAUUUGGGUUGAUUCCGAAAUUUCUCCUGUUAAUCUCCUAUUAAUCUUUUAGGGUGGCAGGAAUGGCCACCCUAAGGCUAAAUCUGAAUGUCUUUUUUUUUUAAGUUGGUUUUUUGGUCAAGAACUAAUUCCAGGCGGAUUCUCUUCCCUCCCUGUGUUGUUGUAGCUGGGAGAGGGCAGCCAGGCUGGGGCGGUGGGAGCCAUCUGAAGAUAUGAACUCAAAGGGAGAUACCAGUAUCACUAGAGAGACUCCUAUUCAAACGUCAGUACUUUUGGUAGCAAACCCAUAUCUGAGCAGCAUGGCUGAGUCCCCGUGCAUAUGCUAACCCGUCAGGCUGUGGACCCUCAUCACUGCUCUAGGAAACUGUAGAAACACCACUUCCUGUAGUCUUCCCACCCUGUGGUCUCUAGUUCUGCAUAUCAGCUUGUUCCCCCCACCCUAACCUGCCCCCCAGUCGGGAUGUGGUAGGCAGGGGUCCACCUGCGCUGGUCGGCUUCAUUGCCCUGUGGUCAUGCCCCAGAGCUGUUGGCAGCACUGCCUUAGACAUCAGCUCAAAGGACAUUUUUUUAUGGUGUAAAUGCUGUAAGACUCUGUACAUACUUCAGUUGUUAUGAAAUCUUUAAGGGGAAAAAAAAAAAGGCAAAGUUA
Molecule: messenger RNA, 3207 nt
Organism: Camelus dromedarius (Arabian camel)
Lineage: Eukaryota; Metazoa; Chordata; Mammalia; Artiodactyla; Camelidae
Gene: FAM110B
Product: family with sequence similarity 110 member B
Exons: 2
Coding region: 715-1848 (377 amino acids)
Source: RefSeq, a predicted model, not a curated record